AUGACGGCAUUUGUGGAAAGUCGUUUGCAAAAUGUUGAGAGAGUUGUUAGAGACGGUCACGAUGAUCCACUGGAAGAUCAAGGAGCGACGCUCCAAAUAAUGGAGCACUUGGCCAUAAUAUGUCGAUGCGAAUAUGAAAAGACUGCUCAACUUUUAGCUAAUGCUUUUGAUGAGAACGCAAGAAUUAUGGAAGCUGGGCCAGAGGGGGAUAUUCGUGUUGUUAUCGCUGAAGGUCGUCUUGUCUGGCUAGUGACACUGAUCGGUACUGCUGUUUUUGGUAAAACAGCCGUAUCGAAUAACGAGGAACACGAUAAAAUGGAUGGAGACCUUGUUGCAAGAUGCCUGAAAUUCAUGCGAAUCAACGACAAUCGACUCAUUUUCCCCACAACAGUUAAUGCCAAUCCAGGGAAAGGAAAUGUCCGUCUUGAGGUGGCCUUCAUUCAUCUGUUGGAACAGUUCCGUCGUGCAUAUAUUAUGGACCAGAUAACCAAAUCAAGUCCCGGUGUACGACAAGCUGAACACCGAGCUGGGUGUAUCUGA
Messenger RNA from Cooperia oncophora, 540 nucleotides. NCBI's taxonomy places the organism in Eukaryota, Metazoa, Nematoda, Chromadorea, Rhabditida, Trichostrongylidae. The record is from the annotation of a GenBank genome assembly.